Messenger RNA from Cephus cinctus (wheat stem sawfly), 2771 nucleotides. Its product is annotated as GMP reductase 1. The coding region runs from base 567 to 1616 and encodes 349 amino acids. The record is from RefSeq and is a predicted model, not a curated record. The transcript is spliced from 6 exons. Gene Ontology annotation, cellular component: GMP reductase complex. Gene Ontology annotation, molecular function: GMP reductase activity. Lineage: Eukaryota; Metazoa; Arthropoda; Insecta; Hymenoptera; Cephidae. Gene Ontology annotation, biological process: nucleotide metabolic process.
GUAAUUGGGAUACGUAUUAUGACUACGCAAAUUACUGUAUUUGAACCUUACGCGUCUCUUGUGCGUCUCGCAUACAGCAUUGAUUUAUGAAACGCAAAGUGAUAGGAGCUGUAAAGGGUCACAAAUAUCCUUGUCAAGAGAGCUACAAUUUUUUAGCAUUCUUCAAAGAACGCUACAUGCACGGAGUAUUUCAAUGUCAUAUCAUAUAAACGUGCUGUACUUCGAUUCAAUACUCUCACAAAUUUAAAGAAACCGAAAAAGUAUUGAUUUCAGUAUCGCUCAGUAAGGAAUCGAUGAGAGUGUACCCUGUGAAUGUUCAUUGUUGUUCCGUUCUAGAAAGCAAGAUGGCGUUACAUAAGCAUACUGUAGAGGAAACCAUCGAAUUUAUUGUAUGUAUGUGGAGCUCCUAUAGCACCAAUUGAGUCUAUACUAGAGGUGAACCUUGGCAACUACAUUUAAUAUCGGCUCGUCAGUUCAAAGCCUCAGUAUUCCUGAAUCUAUGACGGAAAUUUGUACAAGUCGUCUGCUAGAAAGUUUAUAAGGCCUGGAAAGAAUCGUCUGCAAAGAUGCCGAACAUAGUAAACGACAUAAAGUUGGAUUUUAAGGAUGUGAUGCUACGACCAAAGAGGAGUACCUUACGAAGUAGAGCAGACGUCGACCUAUUCAGAGAAAUAACGUUUAGAAACUCGAAGCAAACGUAUAAAGGAAUUCCUGUAAUGGCUUCAAAUAUGGAUACUGUUGGUACAUUUGAGAUGGCAAAAAGUUUAUCGAAGCACGGACUUUUCACAGCAAUUCACAAAUAUUACACCGCAAAUGAAUGGAAAGAGUUUGCUGGUAAUAAUCCAGAAUGCUUGAAAAAUAUCGCAGCCAGCUCGGGUAUAGGAACUGGAGAUUUCGACCGACUUUCGGACAUUCUCGCUGCUGUUCCAGAAAUUAAAUUCAUUUGCUUAGAUGUCGCAAAUGGAUAUACUGAAUACUUUGUUAAAUAUGUCCGUGAAGUACGGGCAGCAUUUCCAAAUCAUACGAUAAUUGCUGGAAAUGUGGUGACGGGUGAAAUGGUAGAAGAAUUAAUACUUUCUGGAGCAGACAUAAUUAAAGUUGGAAUUGGUCCAGGCUCUGUGUGCACAACUAGAAUGAAAACUGGGGUUGGUUAUCCUCAGCUAAGUGCUGUAAUCGAAUGUGCCGAUGCUGCGCAUGGAUUAAAAGGGCAUAUCAUAUCUGAUGGCGGAUGCACGUGUCCUGGUGAUUUGGCUAAAGCUUUCGGUGCUGGUGCGGAUUUUGUUAUGGCCGGUGGUAUGUUCGCUGGGCAUGACGAGUGUGGAGGAGACACGAUAGAAAAAGAUGGAAAAAAAUUUAAGCUCUUUUACGGAAUGUCUUCCAAUACGGCAAUGGAAAAGCAUGCAGGAGGGGUCGCUGAAUACAGAUCUUCUGAAGGAAAAACGGUUGAAGUACCAUACAAAGGAUUCGUUGAAAACACAGUAUUAGAUAUAUUAGGCGGAUUACGUUCAGCUUGUACAUACACUGGAGCAUCUCGAUUGCGAGAAUUGCCUCGACGAGCUACGUUUAUUCGUUGUACGCAACAAUGGAAUCCAGUUUAUGGAUUAUCCGGAAUCUAAGUUCUUUGUACUUUUUCUGUAUUUUAAAUCAAUAUUCGUAGUACCGAAAUUAGCAUACUGGAAUUUCAAGUUAUUUGCUGGCAAAUAAUAUAUAAAUGACAAACGCACACACGGAUAAGUGAUAUACGUUAUAAAAAUCCGGUCGCUCGCAAUUAAAAUUGCAAUAGUUGCUUGUCGUUGAAUGAAAACUACGUUUGGGCUAGUAUUGGAGUAUUAUAAACAAAUAAAUAAGCUACUAAUGAUGCUAUCUUUUUCUGUCAAAUAUUUAUUUAACUCAGAGUUUACGCAAUGCUUCACGGUACUAGUUCAACGCAUAUUUGUCAACGCCUGUAACAUUAGUAAAUUCAAUAGACAUAGAUAUCAUUUCAUGCCUACGCUACUUUAUAAUGGAACAUUUUCUAUGACUUAUUAAUGCAAACAAAUAAUAUGAUAGUGUUGUUCAUUGACUAGUUUCAAUUCAUGAAAUGUGUCGAUACGCUUGAUUUCACAAUUGGUAUACAGUUAUUGCUUAUGUCAAUUUAUUCCUUUCACUGGAAAGUUACACAGUGAACAAAGUAUACAUUUAUAGUUUUUAAUGUUAUCAAAAACAACGUGUUGUAUAAAAAUUAUUUUCGCAAAAAAAUCUAUAGUUAAAUAGAAUUUUUAAUAGUUUGUUGUAACGAGUUGCUAUGAUAUUGAGAUUACAGGUAAUUUAACACUGAAUUAAUAACCAUCUUAGAUUUCAUAUUAAACGGAAGUUCAAGUUCUGGUUAACGUAUAUAUAGUGUUGUGAUAAGCAGGACUAGAAACGCAGAUUUAAAAUAUAAAAUUUUCUAUAACGGAAGUAUUGUACUAAAAUGGUUUUCAUUGAUUUUAAUAACGGGACGUUAUACGGUUGUUUUAUUUGAAGCGCCCGUACGAUUAGCAUAAAUGAACAAUUAUGUUAUUAUUAUGAUUAUUCACGAUUUUGUAGUGAAAAAAUUCUAAAAAAAAAAGAUAAUUUAUUCUGUUGAUAUAAAUAAAUCAAAAUAAUCAAAGACAGUCGUUGACACAUACCUACUAUGACAAUAGAUAUUCAUACAAAAACAAUGAUCUUAAUGUUUAUGGAAGAAAUAGCUGGCGAUGAAUAAAGUAAAAAUAAAAACUGAAAAAGGCCCAAUGAGUUUCUGAAAGUAA